This is a messenger RNA of Prunus mume (Japanese apricot), 2535 nucleotides long. It is a transcript of the gene BSK7, whose product is annotated as kinase with tetratricopeptide repeat domain-containing protein. Gene Ontology annotation, biological process: brassinosteroid mediated signaling pathway; protein phosphorylation. Lineage: Eukaryota; Viridiplantae; Streptophyta; Magnoliopsida; Rosales; Rosaceae. The record is from RefSeq and is a predicted model, not a curated record. Gene Ontology annotation, molecular function: ATP binding; protein binding; protein kinase activity.
UGUCUGUCUGUCUGUCUGUCUGUCUCGCUCUAUCUCUCUCUCUCUCUCUCACAGCAAGUUUUCUCAUACGCAGAGAAAGCAAACGCGGAAACGACGAAGAAGAAGAAGACGACGACGACGAUUUCUGAUUUCAAAGUCUCUCUCAACUCUCACUGUCUGAACUUACUUUUAUUAUAUUUUAGAAUUUCGUAAAUUCAACCAAAAAAAAAGAAGAAAAAAAUGAGAAUGAAAUAAACAAGGACAAUAGACCUCCUUGCUUUCGUUGCCUUUGACCGAAUCGAGGACGGGUACUUUGCUUGGCUCAUUCAUUCAUUCAAUUUCAGUUGGUGGGUCAGUGUGUUUGGUGCCAAAAGGAAGAAGCUUUUUGCUUGGUGUUUGAGAGAACUGGGUUUUGGCUUAGUUGGUAGGCUGUGGACUCAAUUUGACUAGCUCGGAUCAUAGUGAGUUGACCCAGAUUGGAAUCGUUGGAGAGGUCUUGCUCAGUGAAGGGAACUAAUUGGGCUGGCAUUGAAGGUGGAUGGAGGUUUUGGGUUUUACAAAUUUUGGUAAAAUUUGAAAUUUUGAACCCUCAAGACUUCCUAGUGUUUGCUGUCAAACUCUGAGACUGGGAUGGGCUGUGGGUGUUCCAAACUCUCUGUCUGUUGUUGGGGUUCAGAAAUUACUGAACCAGUUCUUGAGACCCAUAGCGUGGAAAAUGAGGAGAAGAAUGAACUUGAUUUGCCUGCAUUUCAUGAGUACACAGUUGAGCAACUUAGGACGGCAACCUCAGGAUUUGCUGUGGAGAAUAUAGUUUCUGAACAUGGGGAAAAAGCCCCAAAUGUGGUUUACAAAGGGAAGCUUGAGAAUCAAAGACGGAUAGCUGUCAAAAGAUUCAAUAGAUCAGCUUGGCCUGAUGCCCGGCAAUUUUUGGAAGAAGCAAGGGCUGUUGGGCAGCUUCGGAACAUCCGAUUGACAAAUUUACUUGGUUGUUGCUGUGAAGGUGACGAGAGACUACUUGUUGCUGAAUAUAUGCCCAAUGAUACAUUGGCAAAGCAUUUAUUUCAUUGGGAAACACAACCCAUGAAAUGGGCAAUGCGGUUACGGGUGGCUUUAUAUCUUGCACAGGCUCUUGAAUAUUGUACCAGUAAAGGACGUGCCCUUUAUCAUGAUUUAAAUGCCUAUAGAAUUGUGUUUGAUGAUGAUGGCAACCCUAGACUUUCAUGCUUUGGUAUGAUGAAAAACAGUAGAGAUGGGAAAAGCUACAGCACAAACCUGGCAUUUACUCCUCCCGAGUAUCUACGGACAGGAAGAGUUACGGCAGAAAGUGUAAUGUAUAGCUUUGGCACCCUUUUGCUUGACCUUCUCAGUGGGAAACAUAUUCCUCCAAGCCAUGCACUUGAUCUUAUUCGGGACAGGAAUCUUCAGAUGCUAACAGAUUCUUGUUUGGAAGGCCAAUUUUCAAAUGAUGAGGGAACUGAGUUAGUACGUUUGGCUUCACGAUGUUUGCAAUAUGAACCCCGAGAGCGUCCUAAUCCAAAGUCAUUGGUUGCUGCUUUGGUUCCUCUUCAGAAGGAUACAGAGGUUGCUUCUCAUGUAUUGAUGGGUAUACCACAUGGUGCAGCAGCUAUACCUAAUCUAUCACCACUUGGUGAAGCCUGUGUGAGGAAGGAUUUGACGGCCAUACAUGAGAUCUUAGAAAGCAUUGGAUAUAAGGAUGAUGAAGGUGCAGCAACUGAGCUUUCAUUCCAAAUGUGGACCAACCAGAUGCAGGAGACAUUAAACUCAAAGAAAAAGGGUGACGUUGCUUUCCAUCAUAAAGAUUUCAGGGCUGCAAUUGAGUGUUACACCCAGUUUAUUGAUGUUGGAACCAUGGUUUCCCCGACAGUUUUUGCACGCCGUAGUUUGUCUUAUGUGAUGAGUGACAUGCCACAGGAAGCCUUGAAUGAUGCAUCACAAGCCCAAGUGAUUUCCCCGGUUUGGCACAUUGCAUUAUAUUUGCAAGCUGCAGCUCUUUUUGUACUUGAAAGGGAUGAUGAGGCACAAGUAGCCCUCAAAGAGGGUUGUGUACUAGAAAGUAAAAAGAACGCAACCGCUUGACAAUUACAAACGGGAAUCUCUUUUCCCUUCUAAUGAACUGCUCUUUUUCUGAAAGGAUGAGCACUGGGGUGCAAAACACAUGGAUCUCAAUUUUUUGGGCAAAUUAAUCAGAGGCUAAUCAGUCUUGAAGCAGGCUGCAGAGUCGAAAACAGAAGUGAUACUUCUAUUUGCAUGACUGGUUCAUUUGUUGUCAUCUUGAAGCAUUCUUUUGCAAUAUAUACUAUUGGAUGGGGUUGGUUGGUUUGGUCUCUUUGGUGGGAGUAAAGGGGAAAACUUUCAUUGUUGUUUUUUGAAAAAUUUGCCCUCAUUGUUGUUCACUGACCUGUUUCCAAUACAACAAUCUUGGGAAAUAAUUAUGAUGCAUUUUGAAAUAUUAUAUGUUUGUAAAGGAUCCAAUCUGUUGUUUGUUGUUGUUGCAUUGAAAGGGUGAAUAGAGAAAAAAAGAAUAGAAAAAUGCCA